This is a messenger RNA of Sporisorium graminicola, 633 nucleotides long. RefSeq lists its product as uncharacterized. Gene Ontology annotation, biological process: snRNA pseudouridine synthesis; rRNA pseudouridine synthesis. The record is from RefSeq and is a predicted model, not a curated record. The transcript has a single exon. Gene Ontology annotation, molecular function: box H/ACA snoRNA binding. Gene Ontology annotation, cellular component: nucleolus; box H/ACA snoRNP complex. Lineage: Eukaryota; Fungi; Basidiomycota; Ustilaginomycetes; Ustilaginales; Ustilaginaceae. Bases 1 to 633 code for a protein of 210 amino acids.
AUGGCCAAAGACGAAUCUAAAAAGGAGAAGAAAUCCAAGCGCAAGUCCGACGUGGCUGCCAUGGAUGUCGACGUGACCGACGUCGAAGCCUCCCCAUCCAAGAAGGACAAGAAGGACAAGAAGGAAAAGAAGAUCAAGGUCGAGGUGGACGUUGAUGCUGGAUCGGAUGAUGAAGAGGCGGAAUCCUCGUCCCUCGACAUUUCCGAAAUCGCUCAACCUCUGGCGCAGCCCAAGAUGAGCAAGAAGCUCUUCAAGCUCACCAAAAAGGCGUCCAAGUCGCGCGGUCACGUCAAGCGCGGGGUCAAGGAGGUCGUCAAGGCUCUCCGAAAGGGCGAGAAGGGCCUUGUCGUCUUGGCAGGCGACAUUUCGCCCAUCGACAUCUUGUCCCACAUCCCCGUCCUCUGCGAAGACACCAGCAACCCAUACAUCUUUGUCAGCUCCAAGGAGUCCCUGGGCGCAGCAAGCGCAACCAAACGCCCCACGAGCUGCGUCAUGAUUGUCCCCGGUGGCGGCAAGAAGGCGGCUGCCAAGGGCAAGGACGCAACAAAGCCAAAGGAGGACUACUCGGACGACUACGCCAGCCUGCACAAGCAGAUCCAGGCUCUCAGCGAUGAGGUCGCCAUGGCCAUCUAA